UCGUCGCCGUCGCCGCCGAUCGCAGGGAGUCGCCAGCCUCGUAGACCGAUGGUGGCGAUCACCACGUGUCGCGGCGCCGCCGCCGCCGCCGCCGCCGCCGCCGCCACCGCGACGGCGCUCAGGGCCGUCAUACUGGGCGCCCCGGCCUCCGGCAAGGGCACCGUCUCCUCCAGGAUCGUCCAGCAGUUUGGCGUCUCGCACAUCUCCAGCGGCGACAGGCUGCGCUUCCACGUGUCCGCCGGCACUGUUCUGGGCAAGGAGGUGAGGAAGUACAUGGACAGCGGCAGCUUCGUGCCGGACGACACGAUGAUAUCCCUCAUCGGCGACGAGAUCGACUCGGUGGCGGAUCGGAAUUGGCUGCUGGACGGAUUCCCGAGGACGUUGACGCAGGCGGAGCGACUGCAGGGGCUGCACUCGAUCAACCUCGUGCUGAAUCUCGUGGUGCCGACCGCCGUCAUACUGGACCGCGUCAAGAGCCGGUGGGUCCACUUGCCCAGCGGUAGGGUCUACAACAUCGGCUUCAAUGAUCCACGAGUGCCGGGCAGGGAUGAUGUGACGGGCGAGCCGUUGUGCCAGAGGGAGGACGACAAGCCGGAAGUCGUGCAGAAGAGGCUGGAGGACUAUACAACGAAGACCGAGCCAGUCGUGCAGUUUUACCGCGAGAUUGGAGUACUGAGGGAGUUUCGAGGCAACACUACCAACGAAAUGUGGCCGGUGAUCAGGAAUUGCGUGGCACAAUACUGCUGAGCCUUAGAGAUCGAAUUUUUUUAGACGAAUCUAUUUAAAUAUGCGUCGCGCAGAUCAUUCUGAUCCUCAAAUAGGUCUAUAUCCGUUUAGACUGCUCCAAUUCUUCGUUAGAGAUCUCUCUAAACGAAAGAACUUCGGAUGCCGAAUCUGCGUCUAAUUUUUAUAUUCCACCCGCCUGAGAAUUAGAUUAGAGAUAUAGAGGAUUAUAUUGAAUAAAAUUCCGCGCGCGCCUAAAAUAUUUUAAUAUGUUUUUUUGUAUCAAAGAAUUGAAACGGCCAAGUUUAAACCUAUUUGAGAUCUGCGACUCGCGCUCAUCUCACACGAUAAACUCCAUCGCGAAUAACAGAUGGAAGCAUCGCGCUCUACUCCGACAACAAUUGUUUUCUAUCUUCGCGACAGCGAGAACACUGUACCAUGGCGCGUAUUCGCGCGGCGCUCUCUCUCUCUCUCUUACACACAUGCACAAACGCAUACUAGCGUGAAUGUCAUUAGGUUGUAAAUACGCGAUGUCAUGCCGACAAUAAUAGACUCGUAGACGUUUCCGAUACAAAACGCCUAGAUAAUACAACGAUAUUUCGCAGUAACUCGAGAGACAUUGUAUCGUUGCGAGCUACCUUUCGUUUCGCAACUGGCAGCUGCGCGACGAAGCCACUUUGCUUGUGGCCGAAGGUUCGAGGUAUAGUACAAAGCAGGAAUUAUCGUUCGAAUGGUCGACGAUACAUUCUAGAAUGAUUGUCACAUAUUUCUCAAUUUAUUUCGAGCGUAUAGCGUUACAGCUGUAAGAGAGAUAUAUAACAACGUUCAAUAUUGUGUACAUAUUCAACAGUAUAAGUACAAUAUACGCAUAUAAAUAUGCAUAUAUA
This is a messenger RNA of Vollenhovia emeryi, 1610 nucleotides long. RefSeq names its product GTP:AMP phosphotransferase AK3, mitochondrial (gene Ak3). The transcript has 4 exons. NCBI's taxonomy places the organism in Eukaryota, Metazoa, Arthropoda, Insecta, Hymenoptera, Formicidae. Gene Ontology annotation, cellular component: cytoplasm; mitochondrion. Gene Ontology annotation, molecular function: AMP kinase activity; ATP binding. The record is from RefSeq and is a predicted model, not a curated record. Gene Ontology annotation, biological process: nucleobase-containing compound metabolic process. Bases 49 to 747 code for a protein of 232 amino acids.